This is a messenger RNA of Trichomycterus rosablanca, 1981 nucleotides long. RefSeq names its product claudin 31 (gene cldn31). The record is from RefSeq and is a predicted model, not a curated record. Gene Ontology annotation, biological process: bicellular tight junction assembly; cell adhesion. The transcript has 2 exons. Gene Ontology annotation, molecular function: structural molecule activity. The coding region runs from base 568 to 1233 and encodes 221 amino acids. Lineage: Eukaryota; Metazoa; Chordata; Actinopteri; Siluriformes; Trichomycteridae. Gene Ontology annotation, cellular component: plasma membrane; bicellular tight junction.
AGUUUAACACUGGUUCAGUGUGAUAGAAAAAGUUCUUCCCUUUCGCCCUUUGGUGGUGCGUCGCCCGAUCGCCCUAACGAACGAGCCGACCCUGACCACAACUGCACACACACACACACACACACACACACACACACACACACACACACAGAUGUGGCAGAAGGGGAGUGUGUGUGUGUGUGUUGGAUGUUUGGAUACGUCUCACUGUGUUGUUUGAAUGUGUGUGUGUGUGUGUGUGUGUGUGUAUGAUGUAAUUAUUCAGCCACAUGCUGCUGCACUCCUACGUCUCAUGAACAAUGAAGCUGUUUAUCACUAAACUGAAUAAAGUUCUAACACACUUGGGACAGAGGAACAUUUUCGGACGACUCUUCACCCUCUUCCACACGGAGCGGGUUCACACAGCUAACGGUGAGAGUUCAGCUGGACACAUCUGUAUUUCAGUCCCGAUGAUUCUCGAUGCAUUAAAAUGAAGCGACCCUCCUGAACGAACUGAUCUAACGAGCGAUAAAUCACGAACGACCGUUUAUCCGAUUUAAUCCUCGACCCGUGUUUUACUGCUGUGCUGCCAUGGCGACCACCGGUCUCCAGGUCCUGGGCUUCCUGGUGUCCAUAGCCGGGUGGCUGUGCGGGGUCCUGGUGUGCGCCGCCCCCUUCUGGCGCGUCUCGGCCUUCGUGGGGGACGAGCUGGUGGUGUCCGAGGUGCGCUGGGAGGGGCUGUGGAUGACCUGCCUGUCUCAGCCCGGGAGGGUCCAGUGCAAGGCGUACGACUCCGCCCUGGCGCUCUCGGGGUCCAUCCAGUUCUGCCGCAUGAUGGUCGUCCUGUCCCUCCUCAUGGGUUUACUGGCCCUCCCGCUGGGCGUGGUCGGACUCAAGUGCACGCACUGCCUGGACGGCGAGCGGGGCCCCAAGGCCCGGCUGGUGCGCGUCGCCGGGGCGGUGUUCAUGGCCGCCGGGGUCGCCUUCUUCGUGCCGGUUUUCUGGACCACGGUGGCCGUGAUCCGGGACUUCUACGACCCCAACGUGGCCCCGCCGCUCAAACGGGAGCUAGGCCCCGCCCUCUACCUGGGAGGAGGUGUGGCCCUCAUGAUGCUGCUCGGAGGGGUCAUGCUGCACCAGGGAGGCGCCGCCCCCGGUGGCUUUCCCGCCAAGCCCGGUGCUAUAGGAGCGCCGACGUCGGCCAAGAACAAUCCUCAAGCGGCGGCGGAGGGGAAGCAGGAGAAGGCUUACGUAUAAACAAAAUAAAUAAAAAUAAACACUACAAAUUAAUAUUUAAUAUGAAAUCAGUGGUAGAAAAUUUUAGAUGUUAAUUGUUUGGUAAAUUGGUAAAUUCUGAUUAUUUUUUUUAAUGUUUAUUACUAAUAAAUAUAUAAUUUAAGAUGUUUAUUUCUCAAUUUCUUAAUAUCCUUGUAAAUAUUGUUGUAUUUUAAUACCUUCAAUGAUACGAUGUGGACAAAAUGACUUUUAAUGACUCACGUGUGCAGCAACAGUUUAGGGAAGGUCCUUUCCUGUCUCAGUUUGACUCCAAGAAACUCUGAGCAGCUCUUGGAAUGAACUGGAACCUCAAGAUCGGCGCCCAGACAGACAAAUGCUGCCACCUUCUGACCGAACAGGCACAAAUCCCCACACACAGACACACUUCAAUACUGAAAAUAUCACUCACUCACGUUCUUAACCACUUAUCCAAUCAGCUUUUCAAUGGGCGCAAGGCACACAGUAACACCCUGGAACACACACACACACAUGCACGGGGAUCAAACCCAGGACCUUCUUGCUGUGUGCUACCCACCGUGCCGCCCUCGCGUAAAACUCACUCUAGUUUAAUAACAAGACGUGUCGAGUGUCCCAAUACUUUUGGUUCUAUAUUGUGUAUAUUGUGUUUUGGUUGCUAUUUAUUUUAGCCGAUGAAUCUUCUGUAUUAUUUAUUUAUUGAUUUAAAAUGAGACUUUUACACUUGAUUAAUAAAGUAAUACGUUUUAUUUAU